Molecule: messenger RNA, 876 nt
Organism: Trypanosoma conorhini
Lineage: Eukaryota; Euglenozoa; Kinetoplastea; Trypanosomatida; Trypanosomatidae
Product: putative dynein heavy chain, cytosolic
Exons: 1
Coding region: 1-876 (291 amino acids)
Biological process (GO): reciprocal meiotic recombination; protein sumoylation; homologous chromosome pairing at meiosis
Cellular component (GO): synaptonemal complex
Molecular function (GO): SUMO transferase activity
Source: RefSeq, a predicted model, not a curated record
AUGCCAUUUAGGCCCAGCUGCAUCAUCUGCUGCUCCGACUGCGACACAGAUGGCCUCUUCACGAGCUGCCAGCACUUCCUCUGCGCCCGCUGCACCGCCCGCUACCCCCCAGGGCAGUGCCCCCGGUGCCGCAAGCCGUGCAAAGCCGUCAAGGCGGGCGCGGCGCUGCCGAAGGAGGUGCACGAACGCGUGGCACAAGAUCCACAGCGGGUCCUGGCCAUCGCCGCGCAGGCGCUCGAGUUUCAGCGGCGGCAGGAGCAACAGACGCUGCAGCGCCUGCGCGAAAUUGUGACGACGCUGAAUCAAAGCAACCGGAGCAUGGCCUCCCAGCUCGGCGCAGCGAAGUCAGAGCGCGAAGGUCUCCUCAGCCAAAUAAAGCGGCUGCAGGGUCAACUCUACGCCCAGCAGCAGCAACAACAACAACAGAUGGCGCAGCGGCCAGUGGAAUCACAGAUGGCUGCGGAUAACGGCGGUGUGGCCUACGGGGUUGGCGCACUGGGGAUGUCGGCGCGUGCGCCGCCUGGUUUCCUGCAGACGGGCGUGGCGCCGAGUCCAACCAACGCGGCGGUGCGCGGCUGGCUGUCGUCCCCUGCGGCUGCCCCUCGUGCAAUGACGCCGUUGGGCUGGAGCCAAUCGAAGCGCCAGCGAGAUGACGUCGCCCACACACCCGGAAGCAAUAGUCAUAAUAACAACAACGACGAUGUCACCGGGGCGGGUUGCGGGGAGUUGGCGCGCUUUCGCCUGGCAACGCCUGCGAUCACGCUGCGCAACGCACUCCCCGGCAUGCGUGAUGCCACGCCGGCGCAUCAAAUGGACCGCGCCGCCGCCAUGGCGGCGCCCAAGCAACUGAAGAGCCUUUUGUGCCGCGGGCCAUAA